ACUUGACCUGUCCCCGCCUGCGCACACAGCUGGGAGGUGCAAGCUGCCCACUGGCAGUGGAAACACAUCCACCAGCUGGCAGAGCCGCGGCACUACAAUUCCCAGCAAUCAUUGCGCACCCUCCCUGUCCCCCCCUUCUGCUUUCAUCCCCUGCCGCCCGCUAAGCUCCGGGUGUCUGAGCUGCGUUGCAGCUGCCCAGGCGAAGCGGGAGUCCCUAGGUGAACGCUGUGCUGGAGCUGCUGGGGCGUCUGGGCUCCAGCGCGGUGAGCAAGGCGGGCUAGGUCCUGCAAGCAGCCCCCCAGCUCGCAGCAGCGGCUUUCAGCUGCAGGAGUGGAAGCGCCCUUAACCCUUCCACGCCUCCCCUUGGCUGGAGAGAAACGGCGAAUGAAGUGAGGAUGGUUAUCCGGGUGUUCAUCGCAUCCUCCUCUGGCUCGGUGGCGGGCACUGUAACAAACAAAAUAAAUUCUACUGAUCAUUACAAAUUACUGGAGGCUUUUAAAAAAAAACAAACUCACAGACCAACCUCAGGACAAAGGCAUAUCUGCAAGAUAAAGAAGAGACAGCAAGAUGUGGUACGAUUUCUGGAAGCCAACAGGAUAGAUUUUGAAGAAGUGGAUAUCACAAUGUCAGAGGAAAAAAGACAAUGGAUGUAUAAAAAUAUUCCUGAGGAAAGACAGCCUGCACAGGGCAAUCCGCUGCCACCCCAGAUAUUUAAUGAUGAUCAGUACUGUGGAAAGUAUUUCAAUAAUCAAAUCAAUAAACCGGCGUUGGUGUUACAUGUCAGAGGUGGAAAGAGGACUUGGGAAAACUUCAAGGAUCCCCCUCAGAGUUUUUGCCCUUUUCUCUCCACAGGGACUGAGGAUUAUGAUUACUUUUUUGAAGCAAAGGAAAGCAACACCGUCUUCUCCUUUCUAGGGCUGAAACCUAGCUUGGCAUCAAAGGAGUCAGAACCCUAGAAAAAUUCUUUGAAGAUUCAGCAAGCACAUCUGGAUGAAAAACCUUGUUCAGCACAUGACUGCUUUCCUAAUGGCUCACUGUGAUUAAAAAGCCAAUGCGAAUCAUCAAUAUUUUGCUUGCCAUGGAAGAGGUGCUUUCCAAAGAUGUGAAAUUAAUGUGUACACAAAAUGGGAUAAAGGGUGAGAUGAUACUCCUUUUUUUAAAAAAAAUGCCCACUCUUGAUGUUUCACAUUUGUCUAUGGAUUACAUUUUCACUGGCUUUGGUAUUCUAGCAAAUACUCUAUUUAACUCUGAAGAUGGGUGGAUGUUGAGGAAUGGAAGUGUAAAAUCUGUAUGGUCAUGGAAGGGGAUCUGGCAAGUAUGUGAAUCCUUUAAAUCUUCAGCUACUGCAGUCUGGAUAAAAUUAGUUUAUCAUGACAGUUAUAGUUUUGAUGGUUAAUGGAAAGCGGUGCUAGUUACGGUACAGAAGAUGAAAAACAGCAUGAACUUGGUCUAUGCCAAAAACUGCAGAUUUCUGCUCAGUAUAUUUACUGUGCUGUCUAUGCUAGAACAUGUUUAUUGCAAUAUAUGUGGGCUACUAAGCUCUUUCAUAAAACAUUCACAUUACGAUUGGCUGGUUAAAAAAAAACAGUGGUUAAUGGGAAGGGGAGAGAACUCAAAACUGAUGCUGUCUUGACAUCCAUAGGUGGUCCCCCACACACACUGCAAUAAAAUUGUUCUGUUGAUGUGUUUGAAAACAGUUAUUUUGUUGGCAAGUACACUUUAACAUGCGAGGUGUGUGUCAAACUUGUGCGUAUUGCAGUUGAAAAGACAUCAUACAAAGCCAUUACGUAAUAUCUGUUAUUUGGGUAUGACUUUCCACCUCAAAUUUUAGAGCUCAUCAUUUGUCUGCUUUAAAAGAUUUCCAAAGUUAUGGGUCUAAUUCUGCUUCCCUUAAUCACUUUGAAUAGAAUUCAACUCCACCAUUAGCCCCACUGAUGUUGGUAGAACUACUUCUAGAGGUAGGGAUCGAUCUUGCAAAUAACUUAAACACAGCAGUUGUCCCCAUGACUUGAAGAUGAAAUCUGUUAAAGACAAUGGGAUUGCUCACAUUUUUAAAGUAAAGCUGGUCUAUAAAUGCUUUGCUGGAUAAGGCCACAGUAUCUGACCCCUUGCAGGAUCAAAGAAACAUCAGUUACUAUUCAGUGCGAAUAAGGGAAGCAGAAACUGCCCCUGGGGAUUACCCUGAUGUAGCAGAGCCCAGUCUGCUAUGAUUUAACCAUUUUUUAAAAAUUGAAAUUGAGAGUAGACCACUUAGCAAAUGGAUUGUCUGUAAUCUACUCUAAUUGCAUUUAGCAAUGGGAAUCCCUUUGCCCUGUUAAAAUAACAGCUAUUGAACUUCAUAAAUGUAGCUUCUGCUUAACCACGGGAACUUUCUUCCAAAACAAUUUGAUGGUCAUUUGACUGUGCUAGUCCAGUAAGUAUUCUGGCUUCGCUGGGCAAAUGGCACAUGGCCGCUAAGUGUGGGAGACAGCUUUCCUGCAGUCACCGGAAUGCCCGGGCUAUAUUUGGUGGUGGCUAAGACACCUGUCAGAUAUCUGUGGCUGGAAGACUGUUUUUGCUUGUAAGCAUGGAAGUGAGCACAAAGGUGACCCACUCUCCAUAUAGUUACUAUCCUAUGUGUAACAAUUUCCAUAUGCUACUAUAACAAGUACAGUAGUUUGUGAAAUUGGAAGACUGCUGGCUCAGGUCAGGUGUGAAUAAAGAGGCACAGAGAUAAUUCUGCAGGACUGACAUCCAUAGCUCUGUCAACUGUUACUGCUUUUUUGAAGAGAGGUGAUUUCCCUUCACUUAAUUAGCAUUGUCUCAAUUUACACGUACUCCACUCAAAACUCUGCGGCUGUGUUUGUAUUAAAAAGAAAAUGCUAAAAAAAAAAUUUGUGAACCGAAUUCUGCUUUUGAUCUUCUCAUGCUGCUCCUAUUGAAGUAAAAGGAGCCACAUGCAUACACUGAGCGGAAUUUGGUUCCGUCAUUAUAUUUUCAUCAGCCCCUGCUCUGGAUUCCUCUCCUGGGGGUGCUGUAGCCAAUGUUUUCAAAUAGAAAUAUAUUUUUUUAAAAUAGUAAUAUGUUGCCUAUGAUAAAAGUUGUGUUCAUAGUUUUAUAAUCACAUAUUUUAUGGGGUUUUAACUUCACUGUAGAAAUGGAUUUGGCAAAUCGGAUCUGAGCCAGAGAUCCAUUUUGUUAAAGUUAACAAAUUCUGGACAACUGUUCUUACUCUGAGUGCAAGAAAGUUUCAUCCCCUUGCAAUGUUAAGUAAAUGAAAUUUACAUAGUUACACAGUAAACUAGAGAGAAGCCAUCCUGGAUUAAGCAUAUACUUGAUUCGUUGUACAUUCAGAGAAUUACCUAAGGUCCCAAUUCUGAGGAAGUUUUUGCAUAUGGAUUAACAUCAUAGGGUGAAAUCCCAGCCCCAUUAAAGUCAAUGGCAAAACUUCUAUUGAUUUCACUGAGGUCAGAAUUUCACUCAUUGAGUUUAACAGAACUCCUCCUGUGUUUAAAUGUCCACAGGUUUUAGGUCUGAAAUUACAAUUGAACAGAAAACCAGUACCAUUACUGUUAGGUAAAAGGACUUUUUUUAAAAGAUUAGUUGUGGACACUAUUUAUCUGGAAGACAAGAAUAACUCCAAAAAUGUCCAUUUUGCUUGCACAGAUUGGCAUUAUAAACCCGUUUAGAGAGAGAAUUUUCUUUUGAUCUUUUUAAAAACUGUAAGUUGCUUGAAUUUGAGUUUUUUCAUUGUUACAGCCUUAUUUUUUAAUUAUUAGGUAGCCUUUUAGUUUGUUACAAAAAUUGACCUGGAUUUCUUUUUAACCAGUUUUAUAGUUAUGAAAUUUGUUAAAAAACUAAUUAGUUUUAACUGGAAAGCUUUGUUGAAGGUAGAUGCAGUAGCUGAAACAAAUGCCAAGUUAUUAAUUUUUUAAAAUAGCACAAAAAGUUACAUCAAAGAAACAAUGAGCUAGAAUCUGACCCAAUGCCAGUAGUUACCCCAGUUUAAACACAGGCAGAAAAUCAAAAUCAGGUCUAAUGCAAAUUAAACCUCAAAACUGUGUAUACAGCUAAAGCUGCCAUUAAAGAAAUGGGAAUUUGGUUGUGCAAGGAAUGUAAGAUCAGGCUGUAAAGUCAAAUUCUGUCCUCCGAUGUGUGUGAAUGAAUCCUGUACACUUCAGUGAGAGACCUUGUGUAUGCACCAAGGCAAGAAACUGGCCCUUACAAUGAACCAUUAGAGAUCCCUUUUGCUUUGGCUACCUUGUAAAAACUCAAUGCCAUCCACUUCACUAGCUAUCACUUACUACAAGAACUGUAAUCAAGAGAAAAUGUUUGAAUGGGGAGAGUGUGCACACAGCCACUGUACCAGUGGUUUUAAUAGGUAUGUUUGUUGUAUUGUAACAAUGAGAGGUGCCACAAAGCACUAGAGAGUGCCUUGGCUGAAGUAGGACUGUUACUACCGAAGCUUUUUUAUAUAUAUAAAAUAUAAUAUGAGAGAGAGAGUUUUGGUUCCAAGAAUAAGAACACACACAAUUUUAAUAGGGUUGAAUCGGUCUGAUAAACUUUUCAAUGUGUUGUACUUUCUUUUAAUUUAAAGAGUAAAACAUUUUAAAAUAAUCUUGCUUUUGAUGAUUCAGGUCAAAGGCCAAGACUUUGAAAAAUAGGUGCCUAAGUUAAGCUCCUGAAUCUACUUUAAAUAAAUGACGUGAUUUGCAAAAGUGCUGACCUCACCCAGCAGCUCAUGUUAGAGUCACUGGGAGCUGCUAGCGGGUCAUAGAAUCAGAUCAUUUUGUUUAGGAGUCUCAUUUUUUGACAUGAUUUUCAAAAAAUAGGGGCCUAAGAUUUGUUAGUGCCGCUGGCCACAGAACUGCUUUAACUAUUGUUUUCAGCUGGUAGUGACAGAGGUGGUUUGCUUUAACAAUAAAAGAAGACUCUUAAAGAUGGUUGUUAGAUGUUAAUUUCUAGGGGGGUUGGUUUUUCUUAUUUUAUCCUUGAUUUACUUAGCCAGGAAGUGCCAAAUCCUGCUAGUCUUAUUUGCUUGACUAGUUUCACGGAUUUCAUUAGAACUAUUUACAUGAACAAUACAAGGAGGAUUUGGCCUGUGAUUAUUUUCAUGUGUCUAGAAUAAAAAUCAUAGAAAUUGGAAAGAAAGAAGCCUAAUAGAUCAGCUAGAGCAGUGGAUCUCAAACUUUUGUAGUGGUGACCCCUUUCACAUAGCAAGCCUCUGAGUGCAACCCCCCCCCUUAUAAAUUAAAAACACUUUUUAAUACAUUUAACACCAUAAUAAAUG
Molecule: messenger RNA, 5269 nt
Organism: Mauremys mutica (yellowpond turtle)
Lineage: Eukaryota; Metazoa; Chordata; Testudines; Geoemydidae
Gene: SH3BGRL2
Product: SH3 domain binding glutamate rich protein like 2
Exons: 6
Coding region: 396-956 (186 amino acids)
Cellular component (GO): cytoplasm
Source: RefSeq, a predicted model, not a curated record